AAUCCACCAGGGUAUCAAACCACACGCUUGUCACUUGUGUGGUAAGAAAUUUUCACGAUCUAGUACUUUAAAAGAACACUUAGAUAUAUUCCAUGCCAAGAAUAUUAAAGAAUACAAUUGUAAGCUUUGUGACUUCACAAAUUUACGUAGAAAUGAAUUAUCAAUGCAUAUGGUAAUAGAACAUAACAUUGGAACCUUAAACAGUGUCAAACCGAGGUUCUCUAAACCAAAGCCCCAAACAUGCACUAUUUGCAAUAAAAUGUUAAGUUCAACUGCAGCUUUAAACAUGCACAUGAAAAUACACAAUAACGUUAGAGAACAUUUGUGCAGGCAUUGUGGUCGUGCCUUUCAUCACAAAGCUGGUUUAGAAAAUCAUGAACGAAUACAUACCGGUGAAAAGCCUUAUAUUUGUCCACAUUGUCCCAAACGGUUCUCACAACAAAUAGGACUUAAAAUACAUGAAAGGACACACACAGGGGAACGACCUUAUCAAUGCAAAGUGUGUCUAAAAUCCUUCAGCCAACAAACCCACCUCAGGACCCACUCGUUUACUCAUUCUGGUGAGAGGAGAUAUGCUUGUGAUAUGUGUGAUAAAAGAUUUGCUUUGAGGGAAGGCUUGAGGUAUCAUCAAAUGGCACACACAGGCGAGACACCAUUUAAAUGCUCAUUGUGCAAUAAAGGAUUCUAUAUACAAUACAAACUUAAAGUACACAUGGCUAAAAGUCAUCAUUUGAAAAUGGAGAUAAUAAAGAAAUAA
Molecule: messenger RNA, 757 nt
Organism: Ctenocephalides felis (cat flea)
Lineage: Eukaryota; Metazoa; Arthropoda; Insecta; Siphonaptera; Pulicidae
Product: gastrula zinc finger protein XlCGF9.1-like
Exons: 2
Coding region: 164-757 (197 amino acids)
Biological process (GO): regulation of transcription by RNA polymerase II; central nervous system development
Cellular component (GO): nucleus
Molecular function (GO): DNA-binding transcription factor activity, RNA polymerase II-specific; RNA polymerase II cis-regulatory region sequence-specific DNA binding
Source: RefSeq, a predicted model, not a curated record